AUGACAGAAAUCCUCUGCUACGACGACAGCUACCUUCGCGAGUUCGACGCCACUGUUAUCGAAACCGCUCCAAAGGGCGUUGUACUGGACCGCACGGCGUUCUACCCGGGCGGCGGCGGUCAACCUGCGGACAGCGGUGCGCUCAUCGCAGGCGAGGUGUCAUACACGGUCAAGCGCCUUUUGCGGCAGGACGGCAAACUGGUGCAUGAGAUUGACGGCGACCUGCCGCCCGUCGGCGCAAGCGUACAUGGCGCGUUAGAUUGGGAGCGCCGAUACCUGCUGAUGCGCACGCACACGGCGCUGCAUAUUCUCUGUGGCGUGGUAUGGCGCGACUAUGGCGCGCAGGUUACCGGGGGCAACAUGCAGCCCGGCAGCGCGCGCAUGGAUUUCGAGCUUGAGAACAUGUCAGCAGAUUUCGCCGAGCGCAUGGAGACGUUGGUGGAAUGA
Messenger RNA from Geodia barretti, 447 nucleotides. NCBI's taxonomy places the organism in Eukaryota, Metazoa, Porifera, Demospongiae, Tetractinellida, Geodiidae. The record is from the annotation of a GenBank genome assembly.